AUCUGUAUCUUUAAUGCUUGUAUUAAUUGCCAUUUUUACUAUAACAUCGUCUAUAGAAGUUAGAGGAGCUAAUUUUUAGGUUUCCUUUUUUUUUUCCUUGAUGAACGAUCAUGAUGUGAUGUUUGAUUUGGGAAGAAGUAACCUUAAUAAGGAAGUUAAUACUAUUACUUUUAUAACUUGUAAUACAAGUUGGGAAGCUGUUGUUUGGUAGAGAAUUAAGCCAAAUAUCAUUGAGAUAAGUUUAAGCAAAGACCAUGGCUUCCUAUGGAAAAGGAAACUUUGAUGGGUUUACUCCUUAUCAAGGAGAUUCACGCUCAGAAGGUGACAGAGGUUCAGAUUUUGGAAAGCUUUCAAAGGAAAUCAGUGCAAAUAUUCAGAAAAUUACACAAAAUGUGUCUCAGAUACAGAAAUUUGUUAGCCAGAUUGGAACACCACAGGACUCUGAUGAACUACGUCAAAGAGUGCAUGAGACCACCCACUACACUAACCAACUGGCUAAAGAUACCAGCAACAGCCUGAAAGCUUUGGUUAACUUGCCACAGACUGGAUCUCAAUCUGAAAUUAGACAGUGUAAAAUGCAAAAGGACAGGUUGACAGAUGAGUUCAGCAAUGCUUUGAAGAACUUCCAGACCAUCCAGAGAACAGCUGCUGAGAAGGAAAGGGCCAGUGUGCAGAGGGCCAGAGCCCAUUCUGGCUUAGACAGAUCUCCUUUUGAUGAGCCCAAUGACAAUAAGUUUACCUCACCAGGGUUUUCACAAACUCGUCAGUUUCUUCAGAUGGAACAGGAUGUUGAUCUUGAGCUGAUUAAAGAAAGAGAGGAUGCAAUUAAAAAACUUGAAAGUGAUAUAAUGGAUGUGAAUCAAAUCUUUAAAGAUUUGGGAAUGCUUGUACAUGAACAAGGAGAAGUUUUAGACAGUAUUGAGGCUAACAUUGACAAUGCCCAGUUGUCUGUGGAGGAAGGCACCAAGCAGCUAAGUAAAGCUAGAGACUAUCAGUCUAGAGCACGGCGAAAAAAGUUCUGUAUAGCCAUCAUCAUUAUAGUUGUUCUGGCUAUUAUUGGAUUGAUAAUUGGUCUAUCUGUAAAAUAAAAAAGCAGUCACUUUCAAACUUUAGCCAAAUCUCGACGGAAAUGUUGCAUCCUGAUCAUCAUAGCUUGUUGUAUUGUCCUCAUUCUGGCACUGAUCAUCUAUCUGGCAAGCUAGUGAUUGGGUUUGGAUAUGCCUGGGCUUUAUUGUUUGUCCCAACACAACCGUUUUUGUGUUGUUGUUUUUUUUUUUUUUGUUGAUCAUUAGAGUAGUGUGGCACCCUUGUUAUUAAUGGAGAACAAGUCCUGUUGAAUGCUGAACACUGGCAAGUGUUAAUUAUAGAUGUUAAUUUAGCUUAUUAGCCAGAUAAACAUUUUGUAAUAAUUUUGUAGUUUAAGAUUGUAAUUUUGCAAGCUUAUUUAUAUUAAAAAUGUUGCUCCAUUUAUUAUCUUCUGUAUAAUUUUUAAUUCUUUCAAUCCAAUUACUUUAGCAAUUUCACUGGGUUUUUUUUUCUUUUGGAGUAAAACUCAGCACGUUUUUAUUUUUAUUGCUAUCGACUUUUUAAAUUUUUUUAUUCUGCUAUUGAAGUCUUGCCACAUACAAUUUUUUGUUAUUUCUUUUUUAUUAGAGUUAAAAAAUUUAAAUCUUAAAUCCCAUCCUAGAUUUUUGCAAGGUGUUCUUUAAUUGUUUUUGUUAAAAGUUUCAAUGUUUUUGUUGGCAUUUAUUUCUUCAUCUUAACAGAAAAAAUACAUAUUUACAAAUAGAUUUUGAGGAAAUUUAUCUAGUCUUUCGGAAAUGUAUUACUUACCAAUAAAUCUGAUCAAGUUUAAUAUAUUUAAUAGAAAACAGUGUAAUGGGAUUUAAUCGUUUUUAAUAGCUAUUUUAAUGCCUCUUGUUAAGAUAAUAGAGAUUAGUGAUAAUCAGUAAAAAUUAUUACACUUCAUGAAAAUCGCAUCUUAUUUUUAACCAAAAACCAAAAAGAACAAAUUAAAGUACGAAUUUAAGUAUUUACUUUUUUUAAUCUCACUCUUUCCUCAAUGAUCUUUCUCUCACACUUGUAUGAAACUAAAAUCAAUUUUAAAAAUUCACAUUCCAUCAUGGGUUUUCCAAAAAUAAAUUUCUUAUUUCAUUCAAACAUUUUUUUAAAUUAGCUCUGCUAGCAAAAACUUAAUUUCAAAUAAAACAUUGUAACCUAACUCACAUCUUACAUUUAAAUAAUUUAAUAGCUUCCUAUGCAUGUAUAAAGCACAUUGAGAUCAAUCUUACAUAUUUUUUUUUUAAUUCAUCACAUAAUCUAAACAUAAUCAAAGAAUUUUUGUUUUACGUAAAUAGUUAACUCUUGUAAAGGUACCUUGAUGAUAAUUGUACUGGAUGAAACUUUAUUACAUGUUAUUAUUGCCAGAGUUUCUUUCUGUGGUUGCUGUAUUAUUUUGUAUCUUAUUUGAAUGACUUGAUUUAAAAAAAUCAGUUUAAAAUAGCUGUUCAUUCCAACUACAAAUUUGGUGUUACCCUGUUUGUAAAAGUAAAAAAAAAAAAAAUCUACAAUCCAUAUGUAAAUUGUAUUUUACCCCCCAGUGUAAAUUAGUGUAAAUGUACAACAUAUUUAUUGGUUUUAACUUUAUUUCAUUGUAAGUGUAUAAAUGAAAAAAAAACGUAUAGUUAUAAAAGUAUAAUUAAUAAACUUAUCAGGCAAGUUUUUUUUUUUUUCAAUUUUUGUACAUUUUUUAAAUCUUUUUUUUGCUCAAUAUAGUUUUAGGGUUGUGACAAGGAUCCAUGGAGUACUGAAUAUAAUUGUAUUUUAAAGAAAUUUUAAUUCAACGUAUUAAAGUACAAUAAUUAUAAACAAAAGAAUUAUAAUUUAAAUUUAACCAUCAGUAAAGAACUGUAGAAUAAAAUGUUUUUUUUUAGUACAUAAGCAUAAUACAUUUGCUUUUUUUAAUUUUUAAAAAACUUUAUUUUCAAUACACGAGAAAUUUUUUCAUACUAACAAUAUUAAAUUGCCACUGCAUUUUUAUUCGUUAACUAAUUAUUUUAAUGAUUUGUAUAUAACUUAACAUACCAUGAACUUUUUUCUAAGCAACAUUAUGAGGAGUUUGAGUACCUGUGCUUGGUAAACUGUGAUACAUUUUUGAUUGGGUUUCCCUGGAAAAGACCCGUGUCUUAGUAAAAGCAUGAAUAAAUCAUUGGGUAUAUAUAGAGAUGUAACUUUGUUUUUGUAUUAAGGAAAAUUUUCUUCUAAAAUUUGAUAAGUGAAAUUAAAAAUAUAUACCUAAAUUGGAUUUUUACACUAAAAUUUUCUUGAUAUUUCUAAAUUCCACCUAGAAAAACUUGAAAAUCCCUUUUCUGGCUAUGCAUCCUGUUUCAAACAUCGAAACAUUUUUUUUUCAGGUGGUCAGUUACAUAUUGAGGUAUAUUUGGGUUUUAGCAG
Physella acuta is the source of this 3453-nucleotide messenger RNA. Its product is annotated as syntaxin-7. NCBI's taxonomy places the organism in Eukaryota, Metazoa, Mollusca, Gastropoda, Physidae. Gene Ontology annotation, cellular component: membrane; synaptic vesicle; SNARE complex. The record is from RefSeq and is a predicted model, not a curated record. Gene Ontology annotation, biological process: vesicle fusion; vesicle-mediated transport; intracellular protein transport. Gene Ontology annotation, molecular function: SNARE binding; SNAP receptor activity.